AUGGAAGAAAUGGUACCGCUGGAGAGACUUUUCGGCGAAUAUCCUUCUGUUGAAGGGUUACUGGCAACAUUUUCGGCAGAUGACCGGGCGGAGUUACGAAGUGUGGAUGCUGAUGGUGGUGCUCUAUGCCAGCCCUCUUUAUACUCAGAUGGUGCAGUUGAUCGGAUUUACGCUCGUUAUUUUCGACAAGUUGGCAGUUUUGUUGAUGUGCUGCGUUUGACUGGAGCAGUGGUAACCGGCAAGGCAGCUUUCGAAUUUUUUACAAAGGUCAACUGCUGUGACGAAUUACAUGUUAUUGUAUGCGAAACCACAGUGCAGCAUUUGAAGUGGUUUUUGACCAAAUCGGAAGGAUAUUACUUGGACAAGACGGUAACAUUGUCACAGGCUCAGGUUCUGAACCUGAGGUACACAUUGCACGAGAAAGUGGUUGUGAUCUCAGUGACUGAGGCAAGGAAUCCAUAUGAGACAUUUCUUCGACAUUCGUGUGUGACAUCAGAGCUGAAUUUUCUCUCUGCGGAUUUCGGGUACUGCCUUUUCCCGAAGAGAACGAUAGUCCGAAAGGAGUCCCAGGUUUGCAAGCCGAAUGCGUUAGAACGCGAAGAAGAAGAGGGGCUUAGAAAGAUUUCGGAAUUUGGAUUUCGAGUCAUCCCGUGGGGAGAGCGGCAGCAGGACGAGGAGUUGUCGUCGAAACGGAUGAUUGGGGACGAUCUCACUUGGACUGUUCAGCUGAACAUUUGUCUUCAAAUCCAAGCCAUCUUCGAUACUGGCAUGCGGCACUCCGUGGAUAAGUGA
Penicillium canescens is the source of this 792-nucleotide messenger RNA. RefSeq lists its product as uncharacterized. The record is from RefSeq and is a predicted model, not a curated record. NCBI's taxonomy places the organism in Eukaryota, Fungi, Ascomycota, Eurotiomycetes, Eurotiales, Aspergillaceae. Bases 1 to 792 code for a protein of 263 amino acids. The transcript is spliced from 3 exons.